UCGGCCAGGAUACCCAGCAUGUUCCAUGCGCAGCUGCUGUCGGGACUCUUUUCUGAAAGAUAUUUGCUUAGACUGUGGGCGAAAUUAACGCGCUAACUCCAACGACAAACAGACUUUGAUGGCGAUAUAUAAACAGGCCUGCCCACAUGAGGAGGCAUUCUGAAAGUGACUUCUUUCGAUCUAGAAUGCUGCAUGUGAAAAGUGUUUUGCUGGUGCUGCUGGUGGUGGCUUGCGCCUCCUGCUACGGACAAGGGGGGAUGGACAGAUAUCCUGGAUACAACGGAGGGUACAAGAAGAAGCACCACCACCAUCACCAUGGAAUGCACUACUUGCACUUUCUCACGUACUUGUCCUUCUUGGCCGUUAAGCUGAAAAUCAUCUUUUUCAUUGGCACGAUUUUCACCGUUAGCCUGGUGGCGGCCAAAGUGAUCGGCAUCAUCAAGCUCACCGAAUACAUGAAGCAUAAAUACCCGGAGCAUCAUCACGAGGAGAAGAUCGUCUAUGUGAACCCUCAUGAGCACGACCAUCACGACUUUGGAGGAUACUCGGGCGGGCCUUCGGAUAUCUACAGCUCCAAGUCUUACUCCUCGUAUCCGCCUGAUUUUUCCGCUGAUCAGCCUCCUGAGGGCGCCUACGACCAUGAGCGCUUUGCGGGGCCGGCCCCCUAUGAGAACGUGAAGCCUUCGGCCAGAAACCUCCAUGGAGGUGGCGUCUUAGAGCCCUUUAGGGCGAUCGCCGCUCAACUAAGACAGCUGAACAUCACGGACAUGGCCCUGAAGGAGAUGGGCAUCAAAGAUGAGACUUGCAAGAAAAAGUUCGUCUGCCAAGCGGACUUUAAUGCCCAACAGAGCGCGAUGCUUCGCACCGGACUGGACAUUAUGGGGGACGUUUCAUACCAAAGACUGCGGCCGAACAUCACGAUCACCUCAAUAGAGCAGUGCCAGGCGCUAUACCCCGAAUGCGCCAAAAACCCUGGAUAACCUCCGCGCGCGGACUCUAGACUUAGUUAAUUUAUUGAAUCAAUAGAGAAUGGUACAGA
Messenger RNA from Dendroctonus ponderosae (mountain pine beetle), 1039 nucleotides. RefSeq lists its product as uncharacterized. Lineage: Eukaryota; Metazoa; Arthropoda; Insecta; Coleoptera; Curculionidae. The record is from RefSeq and is a predicted model, not a curated record. The transcript has 7 exons. Bases 147 to 980 code for a protein of 277 amino acids.